AUGGCUGCUUCGGUUCGAAAGACUCGCCAGGAGACUGGAGCUCAGCUGGCUCACAGACACGUCUUCGGCUUCAAGAGCGGCGUCAAGGGCAACGUGCACUUCACGGAUGACGCACACCUCCUGUACCCUGCAGGGCACAACACCAUCCUCUACCAUGCGGAUCACAAGAGUCAGAUCAGAGUCUUUCCAGGCUCCGAGGGCAGCGAGGGCAUUAGCAGUUUAGCCUUAAGUCCCAACCGGAAGUUCCUGGCAGUCUGCGAGAAGUUUCAGGAGCGCGCCGUGUGCUACGUCUACGACGUCACCACGGGCAAGCGGAGAAGAGGUCAGCUCACCUACGGCGAGUGCGAUGCCCGGGAGUACGUGUGCGCGGCCUUCUCGGCGGAGAACAAGCUCCUCAUCACCCAGGGAGGCCCACCAGACUGGACGUUGAUCCUGUGGUCCUGGGACAAGGCGAAGGCCCAUGGGGCCGUGAAGGUCUCCAACCUGACGGGCAGCAUGAUCCAUGAGUGUUCCUUCAAUCCACAGGAUUCCUCCCUAGUGUGCAUCAUCGGAGAUGGCGUCUUCAAGUUCUUCCGGCUCCAGGAUGGCACCUUCAAAGGGAUCCCGAAUCAGCUCAAUAAGAUGCGAGAGGCGUCGAAUCAGAACUACAUUUGCCACACCUGGCUGAAUGAUGACCGCCUGAUUGUCUGUAGUGAAGCUGGAGAUGCCUUGCUCUUCGACAGCGGGGGUGAGUUCAAAAUGGUGCUUCCCUGCUCGCCUUGUGAGCCCCGGUCCCUGCUUUGUGUGGCCUCCUUUAGCCGGGGCUUCAUCGCAGGUGGUGAGAAGGGCGUGGUCACCUUCUACGAGAGGAGCGAUGACGCCAAGGAGACGAGCCUGCUUCGUGGGGCGAGGGUGAAGUUGGAUAGCUCCAUGUCUGGUCCAAUGAUGCCCAGCGUUGGAGCCGUGACCGCGAUGACGGUGAGCCCCGCGGAGGAGACGGUGGCCAUUGCCACGGGGAGCAAUCAGCUGCUCACGUUUUCGCUGAGCCCAACAGACAUCAUGAAGGCGGAGGAGGGCAAUGUGGACUUCGCACUCACCUCCUUCCAUACCGGGCCGAUCUUUGGCCUGGACGUUUGUGUCCGAAAGCCGCUGGUGGUGACCUGCGGCACGGACAAGACGGUGCGCAUUUGGAACUUUGUGGAUCGAACGCAGGAGCUCUGCAAGGUCUUCAACGAGGAAGCCUUUUCCGUGGCGUUCCAUCCUAGCGGCUUCCACCUGAUCGUUGGCUUUGCGGACAAGGUGCGUUUGAUGAACCUCCUCAUGGAAGACUUCCGCACCUACAAGGAGAUUCCCAUCAAGGCCUGCCGAGAGACGCGCUUCAGCCAUGGGGGCCAAUUCUUCGCCGCCGUGAACUCGAACACCAUCCAGGUGUACAAGACCUACACCUGCGAAGUGGUCUGCAACCUCCGAGGACAUCAAUCCAAGGUGAAGGCGGUCUGUUGGACCAGCGACGACUUCCGCCUGGUCUCCUGCGGCCAAGACGGCGCCGCCUACGAGUACGACAUCCUCAAGGAGGGCCGCCGCGUCUCGGAAGCUCGGCCCGGCACCGGCACGGCCAGGGAGUGGUCCCAGAAGGGAACCAACUUCGCGAGCAUCGUCUCACACACGGACUUCGAAGCUGCCACGCCCGCCACCACACUCUACGUGGCCGGGUCUGACAAGAUGCUCAAGGAGGUGCGUGAGAGUUCGCUGACCAACUACCUGGAGUCCAACGCGGUCCUGGGACAGCUGGCCUUGGCGCCCUGCACCCAGGCGCUCAUCGCCGGAGUGGCCGAGCAGGAGCUGCCGGGUUCCUUGCGGUGCUACACCUUCCCGUUGACCGGGGACUACGUGGAGUACCAGGCGCAUGCGGCGCCGGUGUCGCGGAUCCGCAUCACCUGGGAUGAGUUCCGCGGUCGAAGGAGUGGAGGGAGCGCUGAGACCAGACCGCUGUACCUCUUCAGCACGGGCGACGACGGAUGCCUGUGCAUUUUCGACAUCAAAAAGAAUGGGCCACCAAGGAAGGAUAAGGACUUUGGCCUUGGCUAUGCAGAUGAAAUCCUGGUGACGCGGCAGUUCUUGGACGAGAAGCAGGCGACCCUCUUGGAGUUCGAACGCCGCGUCGAGGAGCUGGAUUCGCGGAUCGCCUUUCAGUUGCGCCACCGCGAUGGGCUGCACAAGGAGAAGAUGGCGGAGAUGCAAGAGAAGUACAGUGAGGAGAUCGAGACGGAGAGGCGGAAGUUCGAGGUGCUGAGGGAAGAGAAAGCGGAGAUGGAGAUGGAGAAUGAAGAGCAUGUGAAAACCUUAGAAGAGAACCAUGCUAGAUAUCUCCAAGAGCAACAAGAAUCCUUUGACCAGAAGAUGAUUGUGGAGGAUCAACGAUACAAGAAGCUCGAAGCUGAUUUGGAGCGCGAAAAGCAGGAAUGGGAUGCGCAACACAGCGCCCUUCUGGCCGAACAUGCGCAAGUCAUCGAACAGAUGAAACAAGAUGCUGAGAAGAUUCAGAGGGCCAACAGGGAGACGAUGGAUAGGGAUAUCAAAGAAAAGGAGAUGGCCUUCAAGCAGCACCAAGAGACCCUGGCGCAGUUGGAGCAGGAUGCAGAUCGAGAGAUCGAGGAGCUCAAGGAGAUGUACGAGCAGAAGCUCACUCAAGAGAAAGAUGACAAGGUGAGAUUACGAGGCCAAGCAGGCAUCCAUCAAAAGUACCAUCACGACUUGGCGGGUGAUAUGAUGGAGAUGGAGAAGGAUGUGAAGGACAAGGCGGAGGAAAGCCGCAAAGCUGAAGAGAGGAUCCUGGCCUUGAUGAAGGACAAAGACUCCAACGAAAAGGAGAUCAAGGAGCGAGAUAAGACCAUUGCGGACAAGGAGCAGAGGAUCUUUGAUCUCAAAAAGCAGCCACCUGGUCGCAACGAAGCGCAGAUCGAUCCGAAGACGGCGGACAUCGCCUCGAUGAAGACGCAGACGAGAGCCAUGGAGGACGAGCUCAACGAUUACAAGUUGGUUGAACAGCCCGCCCUGGUCGCUUUGCGGAUCGGAUUGCGGAUCGGAUGGUGGUGUAAGGCCCUGCAAAUCUCCCAACUGCAGAUGAAGCAGAGGGCGUUGCAGGAGGAGGGGGCUCUCAGCACUGCGAUUCUAGCAGAGCUUGGGAAAAAGCAGAAGCUUCGAGAAGACUUGGCUCUCAUCAAACGCUUCAAGCUCGACUUGAGCGACUGCUUAGAGACCAUCUCGGAGCCCAAGGCUCUGAAAGAGAGCGUCACUGCCCUCUAUAGGACCCGGCACGCGGGCUACGUGGUGGAUCCUGAGAAAUAUGUCCAGGGCGGUGCCAAAAGGCAAGACCUGGAUACCGACAUGCAGAAGGAAUACAAUAGGCAGCGGGACUACUUGGAGAAGUCCGUGGACUCCCUGAAGCGGAAGUUGGAGAAGGACAGCCAGGCCCACCGCAUCGACAAUAUGCGCAUCAUGCAGGAGAACGUCUCGUUGAUCCGAGAGAUCAACGACCUCCGGCGGGAGAUCAAUGCGCUGAAGCACGAGCGGCAAGCGCAGGACGACCGGACGAGCACGUGCGAGCAGCCGCGGUGGGGUGCCGGUGUUGGUGUAGCUUCCAGGCGCGGUGGGUGUGGAAUCCAGUUGGUCUGGCUGGUUCCAAGCAUCCCUGGUCCACCAUGUGGGUCAACCGGUUGGUCUCACCACAACCAAGUGGCCCGGAGCUUUGGAGCGACUUACCGGAAAAGGGGGGGGCUUUGCACCUGA
Molecule: messenger RNA, 3768 nt
Organism: Durusdinium trenchii
Lineage: Eukaryota; Dinophyceae; Suessiales; Symbiodiniaceae
Source: the annotation of a GenBank genome assembly